Molecule: messenger RNA, 984 nt
Organism: Boeremia exigua
Lineage: Eukaryota; Fungi; Ascomycota; Dothideomycetes; Pleosporales; Didymellaceae
Product: P-loop containing nucleoside triphosphate hydrolase protein
Exons: 2
Coding region: 1-984 (327 amino acids)
Molecular function (GO): ATP binding; ATP hydrolysis activity
Source: RefSeq, a predicted model, not a curated record
AUGCUGAGCGAUGAUCCUCCCUCACAAGAACAAUACCCCCACUUCGUCCUCCUGCUGCCCUCAAAGAUCAAAGGUUUUGGCUUCCAUAACAAGAAGUGGAGUGAGCUGAACGUAGAGCAAAUCGAAGAUAUCGAAUGGAACAAGAACGUCUUCAAGAGCGACCUGGUCAUGGAUCGAAGUAAGAAAGAGUUGAUUGAAGCUCUGGUUACGGUUCACCUCAAGCGGAAAGCCAACACCAAGGCUGACUUCAUGACGGGCAAAGGAGAAGGUCUUUUGAUACUGCUUCAUGGGGGACCAGGCACCGGGAAAACGCUUACGGCUGAGAGUGUUGCUGAGCUUGCAGAGAGGCCUCUCUACAGGGUGACCUGUGGCGAUGUUGGCACCGACCCAGAAACAGUAGAGAAGUACCUCACCUCGGUUUUGUUCAUUGGAGUCACAUGGAACUGUGUUGUACUCCUCGACGAGGCUGAUGUUUUCCUGGAGGAGCGAACGAAGCUGGAUCUAGAACGAAACGCGCUCGUCUCUGUCUUUCUCCGCGUGCUGGAAUACUACGAAGGCAUCCUUAUUCUCACCUCCAACCGCAUCGGCACCUUCGACGAAGCCUUCAAAUCUCGCGUGCAGCUUUCCCUUCAUUACCCACCACUUUCGGAGAAAAAUCGCAUGGAUGUCUGGGACAACUUCAUCGAACACUUGAGGCAAUCGAACGAUGAUGUCGACUUUGAUAGCAUUUCAAGCAAGACCCGGAGACUUGCACAAUACAAGCUGAACGGAAGGCAAAUCAGAAAUACACUCAAUACGGCGCGUCAGCUGGCGCAGUUUCGUGGGCAAAGGUUGGAGUAUGAUCAUCUGGAACAGGCAAUCAAGAACGUGGUCGAGUUCGAGGCGUACGUUACAAACCUACAUGACGGCCAGACAGAUGAGGAGUAUGCGGAGGCAACUGGUAUUCGACAUGAUAGUACGAAAGCGGAGGAAAGUUUUGACUGA